Messenger RNA from Oncorhynchus nerka (sockeye salmon), 2841 nucleotides. RefSeq names its product CCN family member 2-like. The record is from RefSeq and is a predicted model, not a curated record. The coding region runs from base 142 to 1185 and encodes 347 amino acids. NCBI's taxonomy places the organism in Eukaryota, Metazoa, Chordata, Actinopteri, Salmoniformes, Salmonidae. The transcript has 5 exons. Gene Ontology annotation, molecular function: heparin binding; integrin binding. Gene Ontology annotation, cellular component: extracellular matrix; extracellular region. Gene Ontology annotation, biological process: signal transduction; cell adhesion.
UGGAGCCCUGCAGAGAGUCAACGAACAACUACCGGUGGAGUGAGAGAAAAGGGAAACUCCCGUCUGAGUGUCUGUCACACUGAACGAAAACCAACGUGUUGGACUGAGUGAGAGCGCGCUGUUGAAAUAAACCAGGCAACAAUGUCUGAGGGAGUUAUCACCAGAAUGGGUCUUCUUCUGCUCAUCAUCAGCUCGACAAUGGCCCAGGACUGUUCCGAUCCCUGUGACUGCCCAUCGGAUCCCCCUCCAUGCCCGUUUGGUACCAGCCUGGUUCUGGAUGGCUGUGGUUGCUGCAAGGUGUGUGCCAGGCAAGCCGGCGAGCCCUGUACCCUCCUGGAGCCAUGUGACCACCACAAAGAGCUUUACUGUGAUUAUGCAAUGCUGAGUGACACCGAGCACGGCAUCUGUAUGUCCCAGGAAGGCCAGACGUGUGACCUGGGAGGGGUCAUCUACCGCAGUGGAGAGACCUUUCAGCCCAGCUGCAAGCACCAGUGUGUUUGUAUGAACGGAGAGAUUGGCUGCGUGCCAACCUGUGCCAACAACGUGCUGCUGGCCUCUCCAGACUGCCCAUACCCACGCCGCAUCCAGAUCCCUGGGAAGUGCUGUGAGGAGUGGGUGUGUGACCAGAGCCCUCAGGACAACCCCUAUCAGUCAGCCAUGGCUGUCUACAGAAAGGAGUCAGCCCACGUGCCGGUACCGGCGGAGAGCCCCAGGGAGAACUGCAUCGUCCAGACCACCAAAUGGGGCGAGUGCUCGGCCACCUGCGGCAUGGGCGUGUCGUACCGCGUCACCAACGACAACGAGCGGUGCCAGCUGGAGAGGCAGACCCGUGUCUGUAUGAUCCGGUCCUGCCAUGUGGAGCAAGAGAAGGACAUCAAGAGGGGGAAGAAGUGUGUACGGACCCCCAAGUCCCCGCGAGGCGUGCGCUUCCAUCUGUCGGGCUGCAGCAGCAGGAGGGUCUACAAGCCCAAGUUCUGUGGUGUGUGUACGGACGGGCGCUGCUGCACCCCCCACACCACCGUCACCGCAGAGGUGGAGUUCCACUGUCCCGAGGGAGACGCCUUCAGACGCAAGAUGAUGUUCAUCAAGACGUGCUCCUGUCACCACGACUGUCCCCGAGACAAUGACAUCUUCCUGGCUUCGCACACACGCAGGAUGAUCGGGGACUAUGACAACGAUAUGUAACCGACGUGGCUGCCGUACGCACUGCACAGAUAACGUUACAUAUACAUUUACACACACACACACGCACACAUACACACACACACACACAUACACACGCACACACACACACACAUAUACACGCACACGCAUACGCACACACAUAUACACACACACGCGCACACGCACACACAUAUACACACACACACGCACACACACACGCACACAUACACACGCACACACACACAUAUACACACACACACACACACACAUAUACACACACACAUACAUAUACACACACACACACACAUACAUGCACGCACGCGCACGCACGCACGCACACGCACACACACAAGCACGGAUAAAACUCCUUCACAUCACUCCCCCACCACCCUCACACACUGAUAGGCAGUUCUUUGAAUCCCUGGACUCUGUCUCUACCUUAUUACCCAUAGGGAUGUCAACCUGGUUGAAUUCCUGGACUCUGUCUCUACCUUUACUACCCAUAGGGAUGUCAACCUGGUUGUGAGACUGAAAAAAAUAAUGUGUGAUUUCAAGAUAUGAAGAAGCAGAGCAUGAGAUUUACUUUUUAGGUUUUAUUUUUUCAAUUUAAUUUAACCUUCUUUUUUUUUUUUUAUGCGCAGCUCUAAAGUCACCUGACUCUUUGAUUGGCUCUUUGAUUGGUCUUUCUGUAUGUCUACAGAGAUACUGAAGGGUGGAUCUGACGCACUGAGGACUCAAUGUUAGAGACAAUGUUAGGCAAGAAUAUAUUUACAUACACUGCUUAAUUGCCAUGGGAACAUGACACGGUAGUGUACAGAUGAGAGGUAGGUAGCCUAUGCCAGUGUCUCCCAACUCCGUACCCCCAACAGCACACAUCGUUGUUUUAGCCCAGGACAAAAACACCUGAUUCAACUUGUCAAAGGCUUGAUUAUUAGUUAAAAAGUAGAAUCAGGUGUGCUUGUCCGGGGCCACAACAAAAAAAUAUGUCCUAGGUUGAGGGCGCACUGAACGGAGAGGCACUUACUGAACCGAAUUUCACGUCUUGACAUCAAAUUUUAGAAUAUGACAUUUAAAAAAUAUAUUUUUCAUAUGUUAAAGAUGAACAAUUCAGAAAUUGUUUGGAUAUAAUGUAGUACUGGUAUGUGCCUUGACAUCUGUAUAAUAUUGAUUGAAUAUAUAUAAUUAUAAUUAAGAAUGUCAAUAAUAUUGUUUACUGUUUAUUUAAAAAAUAAAAGAAGUAAUGAAAUGAAAGAAAGAAAUUUGGCAUUUAACGAAAACACCUUGUGUAAAUACUGAAAGACUGUGUACAAUUUAGUACUAUAAUUUAUUACCUGGUUGUUGUUUAAUUAAUAACACCAUGUUGAAGGUUGGUGUUUAAUUAAUAACACCAUGUUGAAGAUUGGUGUUGUUUAAUUAAUAACCCCAUGUUGAAGGUUGGUGUUGUUUAAUUAAUAACCCCAUGUUGAAGGUUGGUGUUGUUUAAUUAAUAACCCCAUGUUGAAGGUUGUUGUUUCAUUAAUAACACCAUGUUGAAGGUUGUUGUUUAAUUAAUAACCCCAUGUUGAAGUUUGGUGUUUAAUUAAUAACACCAUGUUGAAGAUUGGUGUUGUUUAAUUAAUAACCCCAUGUUGAAGGUUGGUGUUGUUUAAUUAAUAACCCCAUGUUGAAGGUUGUUGU